GCCAGCCGCCCUCCGUCUCUCGUCGCGUACUGCUGUGUGCUGCCCCGGGCAGGCGUCGGAGUGAACUGGGCGGCCAAGGCAGAGCCAGAGUGGGCGCGAUGAAGGCACUGAUCUUGGUGGGCGGCUAUGGGACGCGUCUGCGGCCGCUGACGCUGAGCAUCCCGAAGCCACUGGUGGAUUUCUGCAAUAAGCCCAUCUUGCUGCACCAAGUGGAGGCGCUGGCCGCGGCAGGCGUGGACCACGUGAUUCUGGCCGUGAGCUACAUGUCUCAGGUGCUGGAGAAGGAAAUGAAGGCGCAGGAGCAGAGGCUGGGAAUCCGAAUCUCCAUGUCCCAUGAAGAAGAGCCUCUGGGGACAGCUGGGCCCCUGGCACUUGCCCGUGACUUGCUCUCUGAGACUGCAGACCCUUUCUUCGUCCUCAACAGUGACGUGAUCUGUGAUUUCCCCUUCCAAGCCAUGGUGCAGUUCCACCGGCACCACGGCCAGGAGGGCUCCAUUCUGGUGACCAAAGUGGAGGAACCCUCGAAGUAUGGUGUGGUGGUAUGUGAGGCUGACACAGGCCGCAUUCACCGGUUCGUGGAAAAGCCACAGGUGUUUGUGUCCAACAAGAUCAACGCAGGAAUGUACAUCCUGAGCCCCGCGGUGCUGCGGCGUAUCCAGCUGCAGCCUACAUCCAUUGAGAAGGAGAUCUUCCCUGUCAUGGCCAAGGAGGGGCAGCUAUAUGCCAUGGAGCUGCAGGGCUUCUGGAUGGAUAUAGGGCAGCCCAAGGAUUUCCUCACCGGCAUGUGCCUCUUCCUACAGUCCCUACGACAGAAGCAGCCUGAGCAACUGUACUCAGGCCCUGGCAUUGUGGGCAACGUGCUGGUGGACCCGAGUGCCCACAUCGGCCGCAACUGUAGCAUUGGCCCCAAUGUGAGCCUGGGCCCUGGUGUGGUGGUAGAAGAUGGUGUGUGCAUCCGGCGGUGCACGGUGCUGCGGGGUGCCCGCAUCUGCUCCCACUCCUGGCUCGAGUCCUGCAUUGUGGGCUGGCGCUGCCGCGUGGGCCAGUGGGUAAGCCUGGGGGCUGGGCCGGGUGUGGGAGGGGCAGGGAAGGCGUCUUGCCCCACUGACCAGGCACGCCCCCUCCCCCCCGAGGUGCGCAUGGAGAACGUGACGGUGCUGGGCGAAGAUGUCAUCGUUAACGACGAACUCUACCUCAAUGGGGCCAGCGUGCUGCCCCACAAAUCUAUCGGCGAGUCGGUGCCGGAACCUCGCAUCAUCAUGUGAGGGGAUGCUGGGGGCUGGCUGAGUCUUCAUUUCCCUGUUGGCAGGGGGCACCCUGGCCUGACACAUCCGAAGGCCCUGAACUCAUUGUUUAUCUGGGAGGACCGGACAAGGCUGAAGGGUUGGGACACCUGCCCUCUCCUGUGGACACAAUCUGGCAGGACCCUUGCUGGGCAUACCCCACAAAGCCUACUCCCUCAAGAAGGGCCAGGUCAGGGCUGUAUGGAAUAAUAAUUUAAUGCUCACUGUG
This is a messenger RNA of Lontra canadensis (Northern American river otter), 1512 nucleotides long. It is a transcript of the gene GMPPB, whose product is annotated as GDP-mannose pyrophosphorylase B. The record is from RefSeq and is a predicted model, not a curated record. The transcript has 9 exons. Gene Ontology annotation, molecular function: mannose-1-phosphate guanylyltransferase (GTP) activity; GTP binding. Gene Ontology annotation, biological process: cell wall mannoprotein biosynthetic process; GDP-mannose biosynthetic process. NCBI's taxonomy places the organism in Eukaryota, Metazoa, Chordata, Mammalia, Carnivora, Mustelidae. Bases 99 to 1265 code for a protein of 388 amino acids. Gene Ontology annotation, cellular component: cytoplasm.